AUGAAAGCCCUAAGCCCUAUACCCACGCCCCGUUUUGACGAUGCCACCACCGACGUGCGGUCAACGGAGCAGCCAGUGGUCUUUAAGCUGCAGCUUAGGCCUUUGGAGGAUCCAGAAAGCUUCAAGCCCAGCGUCCAGCUCGUGUCCCGCGAAUUUGCAACGCGCUAUUUGGAGUCGGUCGGUGUAAGGCCCAGCAAGGCUACCAUGGACCUAGUGAACCGCAACGUGCCGCUGACGGAAUCCAACAUUAAGACGACGCUACGGGCCAAGGGUCAUGUGGAGGAUGAGAUCCACAUCAGUGUCCCCUCCGUGACUCACCGCUACCGGGUGCCUGUGGUCAUCAACCCCGCGGCAGUGCUGCAGCUAGGCAUCGGAAACAGCGUCCUGGGUUCGGCACCGGACGGGCAAGUGGACGCGGAGGGCGGUGCGGGUUCCUCGGAGGCGCUGGAGGACCUCUUCAGCGGCCGGCCGUACGACCCCACUGCCGCCGGUCGAUCCCCCGGCGGCACCGAUUUCCUAGGCAUGGCGUCCAAGUACCUGCACCCAUUCAACCUCGACCUCUCACUCGCGCGGAAAAACCUGAGCGUCCUCCACGCCGCGUCGCGCCAAAGGCUUUCGCCCGGCGGCGGCGCUGAGGGCGGGGCCGGCCCUGACGGCGCUCUCAACGGGGGCCCGAGCACAGGCGGCAACAGCAGCGGCGGUGGCGGCCGUGGCGUUGGUGGCUGUACGGCUGGCGGGCUUGGCGGAGGGAGCAGCUUCGGAGCGUCUACGUCGGGACGUGGGAUUGGUGGCGGCGCGUCGUCAGGGUUAUUGGAGGGCCGCGGCGGCGGCGGGGGGGGAUUGAGCAGCCGUAGCAGUUUCGCGGCCAGCAGUAGCCGGCGGUCGGGGUCGUGGCCUCACAGCAACAGCGGCCGGCUGUUGGAAGAGGGGGCGGGGGUUGGCAGCGCCGGGGGCCCACUCGAUCCGUCGCGUCUGGAGCUGUUGGAGGAGCUGGCGCAGCCGCUGCUGGUCACCCCGGAAGUGGUGCUCACUUUACAGGGCCAGCUUGAAGCUGCUCUGGCGGACUGGCACCGGCACCAGGCUCCGGAGGCGCUCAAGGGGCGGCUGACGACUGAGGAGUUCAACCGCACGCAGGAGGAGCUCAGCAGCGAGGGGAUGGUGAAGCUGCUCAUCACGCUGAUCAACUUCCUGCAUGAGGAGCUGGUUCGGGGACACCCCUCGUACCCGGCCCAGCAGCAGCAGCAGCAGCACAGCAACGCCGCGAGGGAGAGCUCCAGAACCAGCGGACUAGCGGGCGAGCGCAGCUCGCAAAUGCACAGCGGCGGCGGCAGCGGUGACGGCGGGGGCGGCGUCGUUGGGUUAACAAGUCGCCGCAGCCAUGCCGGUAGCGUUAUUUUUCGCAGUGGCACACAACUACCCGCCACCAUCAGCAUCCAGCAGAUGACGAACCUACAAAAGUACGAUCUGGGAUACCAGGCAUAUGUACGGCAGAAGCUGGAACAGCGCCAGGCGCAAGGCACGGCGGCGGGCGUCGCCGAGAGCAGCGGUGGCCGCUCCGAAGGCAGCGGCGCCAACCCAGCAGGCGACCGGCUGGCGGGCAGCCGGCCGGAGUCACCUGGGCACUACGGCAGCGCCGCCUCUUCCUCCCUCUUCGGCCCCCUCAACCUCCCGUCGUCACGCUCCCGACCCAACUCCAGCCACCCCACCACGCCCGGUUCUGCCAAUCGCAGCCAUCGCAGCGCCUCUCCUAAUCCCAGCACCGCCACAACCAAUGCCAACGUCGAGACUUCGGACCCGGCGCUUCCUAUCCCGGGCCUACCGCCCCAUGUAGGACGAGCGUUGCGUUCCAGUCCUUCCUUCGCCCUCGCCGCUGCCGCUAACACCGCGCGCUCCAUACACGCUUCCUUGGAUGCUGCCGACAUGGCGGCUCUACAGCGCGAGAGGCUCUUCGCGUUGCACGUCGACUUUGCGAAUCGUUUCAAGGUGCUGCGGCAGAAGCGCUCCGGCAUGUUUUUCACCUUGCCCAUCUUGCUGCUGUCCAUGCGCCUGUGCAUCAACCUGCUGUUUAGUACGUUGUAUCCGUUGUGGACGCGGCAGUCGGAAGGGGCUGAGGUGCUCGAGCAAAUGGAUUCGUUGCUGUGUGCGCUGUUUGAUCCUCACGGCUACCUGGAGCGUGCGCUUAGCUUGCUGCAGAGCACACCGUCGGCCAUCGAAGCCGUGACGCGCCACCCGCAGCGUCGCGGCAACGAACGGCGGCACUUCUACGACACCAGCCCGCUAAUGCAGGCAACGCUUCAGGGACCCAAGUCGUCCGUUCAUGAUGCCAUAAUGCAUAUCGGCAUCAAUAUCGGCAUGCUGACGUUGGGGAACCUGAGCUCGCGCGUGUGUGUGCGUGCUCGCAAGCUGAUGGCUGCAACGGCCAACCAGCCCCAAGGUCUGGGCCUUAUGCGUACGCAGCUAACCACGGAGCAGCGCGCGUCCCUCUUUCAGAUGGGCCUGCAGUGGAUGCAUCAGCCUGACCCGGUGCUGUCGCAGAACUGUGAAGGCAUUGCCGGCAUGCGGACGUGGCAUAGGCAGUUGGUGGCACAGCACUUGGCACGGGGGCUUCCCGAGAUGGUGUGGGCUGCAGGUCAUUUUGCUGCGCUUCUCGCGUGGCCCCAAAGGUCUUCCUGCUUGCGCAGCUUGUGGCACAGCGUGCUAUUCCAGCAACUGGCGGGUGGUUCAAUGAAGCUUGGGAUCAGCGAUCCAGGUUAUGCUGGAAAGCUAUGGCGGAAGUUUUCGUUUACACAAGCGGAGAGCUCUCUCUUGUGCUGCAGCAACCCGGCCUUGCUGUCGAAUAUUGUGGCGACAUCUGGCCAGGAUUUGGAGCCAGUCCGACUGGAACGCCUGAGCUCCUGCCGCGUUGCCAGUGUGGUCAUCCCACAACCGCCAUGGAGGCAGGUCGCAGCGGCUGAAGGAGCGGGAGCGGGGACGGGGACGGGGACGGCAGCAUCAUGCGGAGCCGUGGGGGGCAUGGAAGCCUAUGAGCUGGCCCUCCGGUUGGUGUCCAGUGCCGGAGCCAGCGGCUCUGCCAGCGCCGACGGUAGCACCUACACCUCCGUAACGCAGAAGGUCCGCGUGAGCGUGAAGAUACCAGACCGCUCGCCAGAGGACCUGGCUCCUGGCUGGGACACCGACCUGCAAAUCAACGGCCAGCGUCGCGCGUUAGUGCUGUUUACGUACAUCAGGCGAGGCUGCAUCCAGCUUAUCCUCGACCUGCUUGGCCCGGGGGCUGUAGUACCAGCGCUGCCCGGAGGUACUGCACAGGCACGUACCGGCGACGGCGCCACGCGUCCUGCGGCAGCCAUUAUAAAUGGUGAUGAGACGCCGCUGCCGCGCUCCGAGGAAAGCGCAACCAACACAGCCGGUCUGUUCCCUGGGGGAAACGCUGUCGGCUUGAAACCUGCCUGCCCUGGUUCGCAGCUGCACCUUGGCAGCACCGUGACCGACAACAGUCAGAUAUUGAGCGUGGGAGCUGAGGACGGGAGCAGCGUACGGGAGCUGGGCGGUAUGUCGCGUCCUGGCAACAAGCUGACCGAGCAGCAGCCCUGUCCUGGGUCCCUUUCUGGAGCGGUGCAGCCCCAGGCAGCGCCCGGUGGCGUUCACGACCUACUGCUCAGCACCAUCUGCAGGGAGUCAUUAUUUGCGGGGCGCAGUUUGACACUACAAGUGGGCGCCACUGCGACCAUGGUGCAGAUACAGCAGGUGAAGCCCGAGGACGAUGGGUGUGCAGCUUGUGGUGUGCGACGGAACAGCCGGCUGCAGGAGUUGGCUGUGACGGGCCCGGCACUGCCACUGCCGCCCGACGUGCGCAUCUGGCAGCAAGUGGUCUGCACGGCCAACACGUGGUCAGCGCUUAGCUGGGACACGUGGCCGCUGCCCUGGCGGCGUCCGCAGCGGCGGAGGGAGGUAGUAUUGGCGUGCACGUGGGGCACGGGGAUUGAACAUAAGGAUUCUCCUGCUGAGGGGUUUUUGGUAGAGGAGCCGCCGCGUAAAGCUCCGGAGUUGCAGCUGACGGUCCGGCAACAGGGCCGCUUCCUGCCGGUAGGGCUGGUGGCGGCAGCUGGCGCGAGGGGGUAUGGCGCGGAGCGGCGUUCCCUCCGCACAGCCCUGGCGGCGGGAAACGUGGUGGCUGCCGUCGACACCGCUUUAGGUGGGGCUGUAGCAGCGGGUUCGGAGGGGAUGGCGACUACGCAGCAAUGUUCGCCUCUCCCUAAGGCGGACAGCAUUGCGCGUCAUGACGCGUCGCCGUACCUGUUGGCUUUCACACUGUCGAACAGCAAUGGUUUAGCGCAUGUGGAGCUCUCCAGGGGGGGUGUGCACAGCGCGACGGCGGCGUGUGUCUUGCUGGUAUCCAGCCCCACUAUCGCACACGAGCUAGAGCAGCUGCAGGCAGCUGCAGGCGGUGGGCUGGGCUUGGACUAUGCGCCGCGGCCCUCGGUAUUUACAGAUCUCAUUCGGGAUUUCGGCACCCUCUUGGACAUAGUACCAGCCUUAGCCGGCUGCGAGGAGGGCACUGUUGCCAACAGUACCGCCGACGGAGUCGCCACGUGCAGCCAGCCUUUGAUUGAGUGGUCGUUGGCUCCGCUCGGCGAUACGGGGAUAAGCGUGCCCGUGCCCACGCGCGUGGGCUUCCUGCGCCCGCGGCUGCACAGGUGCACCGAUGGUGGCUCUGCUGCUGCCCGCGGCUUGGAAGGCAUGCAGCGCGGCGGAGCAGCUCCUGCGCGCGCGGGCACAGCUGGUGCUGGUGAUCUAACUGACGGUGGCUGCGUCACUGCUGCCGACGUAGAUGACCUGGAGGAGUCACUAAAGCGCCGCGCCCUGAUGUUGGCAUCUGUGGGAUGCCGGGUCGGCCUGAACCUGCUGCACUACUUCGUUUCCUCAGGGAUGGCGGCCUGCGCGAUCCGCGUGCUGGACAUCCUGCACCAUCAGUUGGGGGUUCCCGCGCAGUUGCUGGCCGGCUCUGACUGCUGCCACGAGCGCAUGACGCUGAUGCACCACGCGGCUCGCAGCGGCAGCUUCCAAACAAUAGCAGCUGUGGUAACUUGGUUAGAGGAGCACGGCAUAGAUCCUGCUUGGGACAGCAUCAAUCCUACCGGUCUUACGCCACUGCAUUUGUUGGUGGUGGCGCCUGACAGCCAGGUCUUAGGGACGCUGGUGCAGCUGCGGUGGCCCGGCGCACGUCGCGCCUGGCAUGGCAGCACGGCGGGCAACUGCACUCCGGCGCAGUUUGCAGCGAUGGCCAGGGAGGAGACGCCCUGCUGGUGGCAGCGCGCCGCGAGCAGCUCGGCGGUGUUGUGGCUUGUGGGCGGGGCCUGGUGCGGCCUGUCUAGGGCGUGCGCAUGCUUGGUGCCGAAGCGCUUGGUCCGCGGCUUGGAGGGCAUGGUGGCGCCGGGCUUUAUAUUGCCCUCCCUGGAGUCCGCGUAUGCGGCAUGGCUACACCGCCGCGUGGUUUUCACGGACCUCCUCUUCCUUGCCCUGCACACAGCGUACAGUGUGACGCAGGCGGUGAAAGGCGGCUGGGCUUUUUUCACGCAGCACGUGGCAGGCCUUAUCCUGCUGGCGGUGCGGCUGGGCCUCUUGGCGCUCCAGUGGCAGCUUUGGGACGUGUUGCAGCGGCGGCUGAUAUGGCUGGGUCUUUGCAAUAGGGCCAUAAAAGCUGCCAAGGAGGGGCAGGACGAUGCGAGCAGGCGUAGAGGUAACGCCAGUAGCGGCAGCUUCGGCAGGCAAGGCCGAGGAAGGCUGCAAGUGCCGCGAGAGGGCGCCGCUGUGAUUAUGGAGCUGGUGCGCAUGGUGCUGAUGCUGAUGAUAGUGGCUGGGGUGUUACCCUUGCCGGAAAGCUGGGCGCGGCUCGUGCAGCUUCGUUUGGACUUCAUCAUCAACAUCAUUAUGCGCCCCGCCGCCGGCCAGAGAGUACUGUUUGCGUCACCUUGGCCGCAGAUGCGUGUACUUCCGAGCGUCGUCGCCUCUGCUAUCGCACUUGUUGGGGAGGCCGCGAUUACAACCUACAUACUCUGGCAACCUGGCGUGUGGGUGGCAUGGAGCUUGGCGCUGGCUGUCGCCCGUGGUGUCGUCACGCAUGGGUACAUGCCUUACCAGUGCCAAGCGAGCAGCUCGGCAGGCGGCAACGCAUCUUGCAACGCCAAAAACUUCCAAUACUACGAGCGGGCUAUAUCCACAGGGACGCACUUCCUUCGCGGCUGCAAGCUCACGUCUAGUCACCACGAUUUCCGCAUCAUUGAUGCGCUGCCGCCCCACGUCCGCAAUACCACCCUCCUCAUUGUGAACCUGCGUGAGCCCGCCAGCCGCGCCGUGAGCCACUUCCACAUGCUGCGCCGCCAUCAAGACCCGGGGGCCAUCAACUCCACUGUCAUUGACUACUUCCUAGGCAACCCCAUGGGUGUGUCCAUCUCUCGCAACCGCAUGACACGAGUACUUGCUGGCGAGUUUUGCUGCAAGGACGGUGCGCCGGUCUCCUACGAUAACCGGGAGCUGUUGGAGCGCGCGGUAAAGCGACUGGACCAGUUUUGCGUGGUGGGGCUGACCAGCCGCGUGCAGGACACAAUGCUGUAUGUGCAACACACGUUGGGGCUAGGCACCGAGCGGACUCCCAAGAACCUCCAUUACCACAACAAUGCCAAGAAGUACACCCCGGUGGAUGACGAGGUGCUGCAGCGGCUGCAGGAAGCAAACGCAUUAGACGUGGAGCUGUAUAGGGAGGCAGAGCGGCGCUUUGGAUUGCAAAUGAAGAGCAUCAGCAGGGAUGAGGCUGCCACGGCCGGUGAAAGCGGUGACGGUUAA
Messenger RNA from Volvox carteri f. nagariensis, 6840 nucleotides. RefSeq lists its product as uncharacterized. Gene Ontology annotation, molecular function: heparan sulfate 6-sulfotransferase activity. NCBI's taxonomy places the organism in Eukaryota, Viridiplantae, Chlorophyta, Chlorophyceae, Chlamydomonadales, Volvocaceae. The record is from RefSeq and is a predicted model, not a curated record. The coding region runs from base 1 to 6840 and encodes 2279 amino acids. The transcript is spliced from 17 exons. Gene Ontology annotation, cellular component: membrane.